ACUACUCUGGCGGGUUUUUAAAUGGGUUGGUUUUGUGCAUUGAUUGGUAUGUCAUAUCGAACCUUCCACACAAUAUAUUGACAACCCAUAGUGCAGACGUGUUUGACAGUGUAGUUGAUAAAAACUAAUCAAUCUGCGUUAAUUCUACCACGAUAAUAGACAUCAGUACUUUUCUUAGAUUACUAUAGUAAUCCUUGGUGUCUAUAGACACCAAGGAUAGGUCACUUUAUCUGUCUUUGCAAGUUCAUUUACUUCAAGGAGGCGACUGCUAUAGCAGUCGAUAUAAAUAAAAGUGAACAAACGCGUAAUAUUAAAGCUGAGUAUGAUGCUUACCUGCAAAGGAAAUGUUAAUGUGCUUGUGGAGUUGUUGGUGCAUUCACAUCUGAGUAGUUCUACGGAAUGCAUGUGUAAUUUACAGAUAUAGAUACAUGUAUAUAAUUAUAUUAAUUUCUUGUAUCGGAUGACUUGUCUUGGCAAUUAGUUUGCGGUUUAUAAUGGUUGAUGGCUUAAUUAAAAUUUGUUUGAUUCAAGUCAGAGCUUCCGAAUUGUUUACUUCGCAUGCUUUUCAGACCAUAUUAUUUCUGGGUCCUAUCCAUAUUUAUUGCUUAUCUGGUAAUUAAUUUAUGUGCUUUGCAUCCUCUCGUGUCACCUGUGGUGAUACAAACGAAAUGGAAAAUGUAUGUAUUUUUCCCUGCCAUGUAUGUGAAACUAAAAUUCUAGCGUAUUUCAAAUCAAACUUUCGUGUACUGUUUAACUUAUGCAAGGCUUCGUAAGUAGAAAUAGUCUAUCGUUCUAAUGAGGUUUAGUCGUUCGCUUUUGUUUCGUUCAUUUUUGCCAUCCCAGUCUUAUUUUUUUGCGGUUUAUGUGAUACCGAUCAUUUAAUAAUUAUUUUCUAUUUUGUUCAUGGUUAUUUCUUCAGUCUGAUACACAUUUAUAUAUGAAAAUUAUAUCUGAAAUACAUAUUUGUUGCUAAUUUACAUUCAUAGAGCUGACCAAACUGGAUUCCUAAUCCUGAUAUCAUUUCCUUCUUUCGAAUCUAUCGCGACCACAAAUGGUUAGUAUGUCAAGUCUUUUUGGCGAGAUAUGCCAAUUAUUUUGUUGUCCCCCCCGACCUUCUCAUAUCGUGGCGAAAUUGGCAUUUCUACCGCCACCACCAACAUAUUCUAUCAUAUCAUCAGCGAAUGAUUCCACAUGUUGCAUUGAGUUCAAACCUGAAGCUGGUUGGCAAAUAUCCGAGGACAUAAAAUCCAAGUUAACGGUUUUCUAUACUUUGACAAAGCGUCAAUCUCGAAUUGUUUGUAUGCAUAUCCCAGCAAAUUCUGUUGUCUCACCUUCUCAGUUCUCGUCAAAUAUAUCCUCUCGUCGUGGCUUUUCUGGUCAAUCAAGAAUGAGAAGUCCUGCACUUAGUGUUAGUUGUCCAACUCUUACAGACGAAGGUCGGUUCAGAUCGGUUCAACCUAACUCAUCACAUCAACCAACUUAUACGGUAUUAUUCAGUCAUGGAAACGCAGUUGAUAUUGGUCAGAUGGCUGGAUUUCUUCAGUCACUAGCAUAUCGUUUCAGUGUAAAUAUCUUAUGCUAUGAUUAUUCAGGUUAUGGGGGAAGCUCUGGUCAACGGUUAGAAGAGAAUUUAUAUGCCGAUGCUGAUGCAGUAUUGAAUGAAUUACGUGAACGAUUUAAUGUGCCACUUAAUCGUAUUGUAUUAUAUGGACAGAGUAUUGGGACUGCUCCAACAGUUGAACUAGCGACUAAAUAUAAAGUUGCCGGUGUAGUUCUUCAUUCACCAUUUAUGUCUGGUCUACGCGUUGUCUGUCCUGGAACAACUAGACGUUUCUGUUUUGAUCCAUUCACGAACAUUGAUAAAGUAUCUCGGAUUCUUUCACCAACAUUAAUUAUCCAUGGAACUGAUGAUGAGAUCAUUGGCAUAGAUCAUGGAAGAGAAUUGUAUUCUCGGCUUACUAAUCCUCUUGAACCAGCUUGGAUUGAAGGAGCAGGUCAUAAUGAUAUCGAAUUAUUUUCUGAAUAUGCAACUCGUUUAGAUCGAUUUUUUAAUGAAGAUAUCAUUGAUGCAGAGUAUAGUGAAAGUCCUUCAAAUAUAAUCUCUUCUGUAGAAGAAUCUCUUCAUGUUGAAGAAACUCCAGAUCUUAGUCAGCAAAUAUCGGAUCAUACGAAGUCUUCCACUGUAUUGAAGAAAAAUGGUAUUUCAAGUUCUCAAUCAUCAAAUUGUGGUAAUAUCUCUGAGGUUCCUGAUGGUGCUGCCAUGGAUACGGCGACAUCGAGUAUGUCUACGGACUCUACUUCAAGUGCAACAACUGUACAGAAACUUGAGUCCAUCACUGGUGAUGUCGCCGUAGGCAUUUAUAAUGACAAUGAGAAGAUUAACACAAACGGUGCAAUGCAUAAUAAUACAGUCCCACAUUCAACUAACUCCUCAGAUACUUUAAACAGUAAUCCAAAUGGAAUGCCAUCUGAUUCUAGUACUAUUCAAUUACUGAGUUAGAAAUUAAUUACUUGUGCUUACUGUUGUGUGAGUAUUUUGAUUUUGGAAAAACGUUUUUCUUCUAUUCAUGAAAUCCGCAUAGAUAUUAAUGGAACUUGCAGUUAUCAAUAAUCUUUUGCAUUACACAUACUAAUGAUAAUAAUAAUAAUGUAUUUCUAUUCUAAUGUUACAUUUCCACAAUUGUUUUCGUAAUUUCUAAUGAUUGAUUACUACACAUAUUUGUUUGUUUUAUUAUUAUUAUUAUUAUCAUUAUUAUUAUUGCUGCAUUUCAACGUUUGUCUGCUGCUAAUUUAAUUGUAAAUGAAAUUAAAUAGUUGAUAUUUUGUAAUAUUUUUUUUCCAAAAAAUAUCUUUUUGGAUGUUUUACUGUUUUCCAUUCCUUUCAAUGUUACUCUGUUCAUGUUGUCAAGUUGUCCUAUUUCUUUUUUUCUGUUCUGUUUGUGCAUUUCUAUGAUCUGGAAAAAAAAGGACACAGAGUAGGAUUGGUGUUUGGUAAUCCUGUUUUUUUUUUAAUUUAUUCAUUUUUUUUAUUAUCGCUAUAAUUAAUUUACUAUAAAUGUAAACUAAUGUGUACGUGUCAAAUUAUGCUCAAUAUGUUAAUUGUCAAAUUCACUUCAUAUUUAUAUGAUGAAUAAACUUAUGCGUAUAUGUGUAUAUGUAAUUGAUGAAUUUUAUAUGUGUACAAUUGUUUCAUCAAAACCAUAAUAACUUAUUCUUUAUAGAUUUUGAAUAGAAUGAAUUUUGAUGGAUUCUACUACUAUUGUCCGUUUGAUUAUUUCAUUUGUUUGUUUGUAUUUUUUUCUUCUAUUGUAUGUUUGUUUCUCCUUCUCUUUUUUUCUUCUUCAUAUCAUUUAUGUUCCAUAGUUAUGUCGGUAUGCAAUUGGUUUUAGUUUUUUUUUUUGUUUUUUUUGUGAAUAUGUACCAGUUUAGUUAUAAUUAUUUCUUAAUAUUCUAUCAUAAAUUGUACUGUUGGUUUUAUUGUCUUUACUGUUGUAUGUUUAAUAAAUAUACAUGUGUAGUUAUUUAUUUUAUUCUAAAUGUGUAAUAAAUUCUCAUUUCAAACGUAAUGUUUAUAAUUGAGUUGUUCUUCUCUACUUUAUGUAAAUGAUUGAGGGAAGCAAUGGAGGAUCAUUAUCGUUGUUAGGUUUUUAUUCCUUUUUUUUAAAAAAAAAAUGAUAUUCAUUUAAUCAAUUAAACAAAGUUCAAAUUUUAGUUAUCUAAAGGAGUUUAUUUAGUAUUAAAUAAACUAACUUAAGACGCUUUUAUAACAAUAUCAAUCUCACCAUUCGUACAUUUAUUAAGGUUAACUGUAAUCGUGAAUUCUCACCGGUAUUUACUAUUAUCUGAAAAUUAUAAACUGUGAUUUGUUAAUAUCCUGUUAUACAACUGAAGCUUUGGCUUUAUUGUAAUAUCAUUUGCCUAUUAACCUUUGGGCUUCGUUAUAGUAAAGUCUUUGCGAAAAUUUCCAUUUUCUCAUUGAAAAACCGGCUAUAAGUUUACGAAGUUUUAGUAUACUCGUCAAUCACCCAAACUCUUCAGUAAAUCAUUUUUUGUUUAUGACAAGGACCAUACA
Messenger RNA from Schistosoma spindalis, 4072 nucleotides. Lineage: Eukaryota; Metazoa; Platyhelminthes; Trematoda; Strigeidida; Schistosomatidae. The record is from the annotation of a GenBank genome assembly.